Molecule: messenger RNA, 723 nt
Organism: Indicator indicator
Lineage: Eukaryota; Metazoa; Chordata; Aves; Piciformes; Indicatoridae
Gene: TNFRSF13B
Product: TNF receptor superfamily member 13B
Exons: 4
Coding region: 1-723 (240 amino acids)
Cellular component (GO): plasma membrane
Source: RefSeq, a predicted model, not a curated record
AUGAGCAACUGCAGCGAGCAGGAGUACUGGGACAGCCUCGUCUGCCAGUGCAUCCCCUGCAGCCUGCUCUGCAGCCAGCCUGCAGCCAGGAGGUGUGCUGCCCUGUGUGAGUCCAUGGAGUGCAACAGGAGAGUUGGCUUCUACUAUGAUGAGCUCCUGAAAGCAUGCAUUGAUUGCAGCGUGGUCUGUGGGCAGCACCCGAAGCAGUGUGCCCCAACCUGUGAAGAUGCCUGGGUGGCCACGCCUCCUCCCUCAGCAGCUGUGCUGGAGCAGAAGGCAUGUGUGGAGCAGGAGCCAUGGCUGGUGGUGUAUCUGCUGCUGGGGCUCUGCCUCUGUGCCCUCAUCUGCUCCCUGCUCCUGGGCUGGACCCACCUGCGGAGGAAGGGAGAAGUGGUCUCCUGCCAAGCCAGUGCUGGGACCUGCCACCGCAAGGAGGACCCCUCCAAAGAUCAUCUGGUGGAAGCAGGCAGCGUCGCUGAUGGAUCCACUGGCAGCAGGGUGCCAGAGCCAGUGGAAACCUGUGGCUUCUGCUUCCCUGGACAUGGCUCUGCUGUUCAAGAGACCAAACUGUGCCACAGCACCUCCCAUCACACCCAGGAAAGGGCUGCUCCCUCCCACCCUGGGAUAUGCAGCACGGGAAGCGCUGGGGCCAUUCCCAGCCCUGAUGAUGGCCACUUCAAAAUCAUUUGUUCCCCUUCACAAGAGAAGACACCCAUGGCAUGA